AUGAGCGGCGAAGUCGCGACGUCCGAGAUCCGAGUCGCCGCAAGAAAUCAUGCAGCUUACGAAUGGAUUCACCAUGAGCAUGUUGGCCGUUCCCAUGGCCUCACGACUUCUCAACUUUGGGCCAUUCGCGAUACUAUCCACCCCCCUCAACUGAAUGUCCUCUCCCCUCUCUAUUCCGCUGCCCUGGCCUUUGCCGACCACAGCACUGUACACGUGAAGGUUCCGCAGGAUGUCAUGUCCGAUUUACAACAGCACCUCCAACCACUUGCAUCGAGUGUUAAUCUCGAUGUCGCAGAUUUGCUGGUUGAAGCUGCCGCAGUGGUCGCAACCUACAACAUGGUCUCGCCUUCUUGGUCUCUUUGGACAUAG
Mycena indigotica is the source of this 369-nucleotide messenger RNA. RefSeq names its product AB hydrolase-1 domain-containing protein. The transcript is spliced from 2 exons. The record is from RefSeq and is a predicted model, not a curated record. NCBI's taxonomy places the organism in Eukaryota, Fungi, Basidiomycota, Agaricomycetes, Agaricales, Mycenaceae. The coding region runs from base 1 to 369 and encodes 122 amino acids.